AUGGGAAGCCUGCAGUACGUGCAAAUGGCGCCGAGCAGCGCAGACCGCAACCGGCCCUCCGACGACGACGAGUUGUCAAGUGGAUCGAAGCGGAUGCGUUCACACGUGGUGCGAGGUCAGAUACCACAAGACUUGGAAGAGCAAUUGACACAGCCAUUCACCGAAGAUGAGCGACAGCGAAUAUUCGACUCGGUUGGCUUGAGCCAGGCAGAACGAUUACCGGAAGGAAAAACUCCAAUAGCUUUAUGGCUGUUUGGACCUCCAGCUGCUGGCAAGACAUCCAUUAGCGACGAUUUCGAGGUGGAGUUCUUCGGGCGGCCUGGCAACUCCGUUAGUAUUGAUGGGAGCCAUGUGCGCGAUGCGCAUGGUGGCUUUCAACAGGUGCUGAAGCACGGGAUUGAAAACAAAGUUAUCCACGCGGAUGCUUGGACUAAGCUGAAGGCCACCAAGCACGUGGAGCGGCUGAAAGAAGAGAUAUUUGAAAUAGCUGUUCGGAAUCGUCAAAAUGUGAAAAUCUGCGAUGCCUGCCAGAAGCCCGAUCGAGUGCGUAAGAUGCUCGCAAUGCUAGAAGGUGCAGACUUCGAGAUGCACGCGCUGUGCCUUUGGGUUCCCGAAGUGGCGACGCAGUCACGAGGGCAGCACCGAUCAGUAGAAUCCCGGCGAGUUGUUUGCUCAUCGUUAUAUGCCAGUAGCACUGUGGCGACAUUGGACUUCGCGAAGCACUGGGAUCAACAGAUCAGACAGGGAAACAUGCACUACAAGAGCUUGGUCUUGCUGGACAACACACCGAGACCGCCUUUACGCAUUUCCCUUGAAGAGUUCGAGGCUCGGACGAAUUGGCCAGCCGCCGAGUCGGCACAGCACUUCCAGCGGUUCCAGACCAAUAAGAAUGAAGGAUGA
This is a messenger RNA of Symbiodinium pilosum, 900 nucleotides long. Lineage: Eukaryota; Dinophyceae; Suessiales; Symbiodiniaceae. The record is from the annotation of a GenBank genome assembly.